GGGCCUGCGAGUAUCGAGCUACACCGGCUCGAAAUCAUUUCUCCUCGGCUUCGACACCGAGGAAGAUUUCGUCCGUUGCCCGUUGCUGCUACUCGCGCAAGUCCGUUGUAUACAAUAACGUAUACGAUUUUUUUUUUGUUUAAUCAAGUCCAGUAGUGCGCGAUCGAAUUAAAUAAUUGGAAAAAUUAUUUAUAUCAUUUUGUCGUGAUACGUGGUAGUAAACGUGGUCGAACGGAAUUUUGGGGGAUCGAAACAAAAAGAAGAAAAAAACAAAACAAGCAAAAAAGUGAUGACUUGCUCGAGAGCAGGAGACGAUGAUAACUUUGUGAUCAGUUCGCGGUGGUAUUCGGCGUCCAAAUUUCUUCUCGGUUGACGGGUGAUCGUAAAUAUAUACGUAUAAUAAUACAAAAGUAAUACGACAGAAGUGCGCGAGUGACGAAUACAAAAAAAGUACACGGAUAUAUGCGAAACGAUGCCUCCCAGUCGUAGUUCCGCUCUCUGAAUCGGUCCGAUUCGAUAAUACUCUUCGUCUCCUCCGCUAUCGCCCCAUCGAGAUCGCCGUCACCGAAGAUCGAUACACAAUAUCCGAGAGACGAGAGGGUUGAAGAAAUAGAAAAAAAAAAAAAAAACGAAAAGGAUCGAGAUGAGAUCGUUUCCGCUGCCACUGGUGCUGUUGGUGGUGGUGGUGUGCUGUCUGCUACCGAUCGACCGAUCGGUCCUGGUCCAGGCCACCGGCGAGGCGUCGUCGAUCGGUCUGCACUCGAUCGUCCCGACGACGCACGACGACGAUGCCGCCGCAGCAGCAGCAGCAGCCUCUGUGCCCGGUAACGGUGAUCCGGUGUUCGACGCCUCGGGCAACUGGACGACCCUGGCCGAGGCGCUGGACGUGUUCAGCGCCCGCAAUCUGGCCAGGAACUGGGCGCGACGCGGCGGCGAGCUGCUCGGCAUCGGGCCCGAGUGCCGCAGGGACGUGACGACCUACCUCGAGAGCCUGAAGCGUCAGGAGCUUUGGGCGCUGAAGAUGGACGACGCAUCGGGCCGCUUCACCAACGGCUUCUUCUGGGGCAACUCGUACUACGUCGGCUCGGCGACCGAGUGCGAGUUCAUCGGCCAGGGCGUCUCCAAGAAUCCGUCGCUCACCAGCAGCAGCAACGUCGAGACCAUCAGCGAGGCCGAGGAGUUCAACGCCGAGCCGCACAAGAAGCGCGUCACCACGGGUAAUCGGGGCUUCAGCGGCCAGUCGGCCGGUCAAUCCGCGGCCAACGUCGACGCGCUACUGACCUCGGCCAAUCUGCUGCUGGACGAUCGCUCGCCCUACCCGCUGGGCUUCUUCAUGAUGCGCAUCAACGUGAACUCGACCAGUCCGCCGCUGCAGCGACUGCUGCAUCUCGGCGUCUGUCUGCCGUACUCGUGUCGCGCCGCGGACGUCGAGCUGAUCGCUCGGCUGUCGGCCGGCGACGCGGCGGCCCGCUACACCCGCGUGGAGAAGGUACGCGACCAGCGCAAUCCCUACGACAUGUGGCAAGACUCGGUGUUCUGGGUUCUCUUCGGCGUCAGUGCCGUGGUGCUGUUCCUGCUGAUCGGCGGCACGAGCUACGACGUCUACCUGAGCAAGCGGGCCAAGCGCAAGCAGCUGGCCUUCGAUCUCGAGCGCCACAUCAAGCUCGAGCAGCUCGCCGCCGUCAAUUGCAAGCUCCAGAACGCCGCCGAAGCUGAAGGUAGGAUCUACAUUGCUGUUCCAGUAACGGAGCCCGUGAUCAACGGUAGCUCCUCGAACGGCGCCGCCGUCGGCGCUGCUGUACCCAUCGGGGUCACCACCGUCACCAAUGGCUCGGCGGCGGCGGCAGCGGCUACUUCGACGGUGGCGACGACGGCUUCGUCGAACUCGCCGGUCAACAACAACAACGAUCACGAGGGCAGCCUGCGCCCGCCCACGCCCGAUUUGCAGAAUCUCAACGUGUGGGAGGAGCUGCUGCUGUCGUUCUCGGUCAAGGAGAACCUGCGCGUGAUCUGCGACAAGGAGGUGGGCCGCGACACCAUCAGCACCAUCCACGGUCUGCGCGCCCUCUCGAUGCUCUGGGUCAUCCUCGGCCACACGUGCAUCGUCGUCUUCAAGUACUCGGACAACACCGAGUAUCGCAAAGUCGUCGAGCGCCGUCUCCUCUUCCAGACCAUACAGAACGGCGCCUUCAGCGUGGACACGUUCUUCUUCAUGGGCGGUCUGCUCGUGAGCUUCCUGUACUUUCGCACCAACGCCAAGGGCCAUCUCAAUCGGCUGACCCAUGGCAAGCGCGGCUUCGUCCCCGGCCUGCUGCAGUUCCUCGGCUUUCUCGCCUAUCGCUUCUGUCGCCUCACCGCGCCCUACAUGUUCGUCCUCGGCGUCACCGAGAUCUCCAUGAAGUGGUUCAACGCCAACUCGGUGUUCGAGCCGCCCACCGCGGACCACGAGAACUGCCCCAACUACUGGUGGCGCAAUCUACUCUACAUCAACACGCUCUACCCCGUGGACCAGAUGUGCAUGCUCUGGAGCUGGUACGUGGCGGACGACACGCAGUUCUACAUAGUCGGCGCGGUGAUCCUCAUCUUGGCGACGAAUCAUCUCAAGUGCGCCGCUGUCACGCUGGCCGCACUCAUGCUGAGCUCGUGGCUCACCACGGGCUACAUCGCCCUCGUCAACAAUCACAUGCCCAACACGGACGACCCCUUGGCCCUCUUCGACAAGAUCUACGACAAGCCCUGGACCCGUCUCGGGCCCUAUCUCAUCGGCAUGGCCCUCGGCUACGUCCUCUUCAAGACCGACUGCAAGGUGAAGAUGAGCCGCGCGACCAACUUCAUCGGCUGGCUGCUGUCGGCGGCCUGUCUGCUCUCGCUGCUGUACGGCCUGUACGAGGCCGAGCUGUCGCCGGUGACGGGGGCCGCCUACUCGUCGCUCAGCCACACCGCCUGGGCGCUCAGUCUCGCCUGGAUCGUAUUCGCCUGCAGCACCGGCUACGGAGGCUACGUCAACAGCAUCCUGUCGGCGCCGCUGCUCUAUCCGUUCAGUCGGGUCACCUACUGCGCCUAUCUCAUACACCCGCUCACACUGCGUCUCACCGCCAUGAACAUGGACUCGCCCCUGCAUCUCGGCAAGGACUCGGUCGUCAUCACGUUCUUCGGCCAGGUCGUGGCCUCCUAUCUGCUCUCGUUCGUCAUCUCGGUGUCGUUCGAGGCACCCGUCGUCUCCAUGCUGAAAAUCCUCUCGCCCAAGAAGAGGAAACGAGUGCAAUGAGAGAGGAAAACCCACACACACACACACACCCGCGCAAAGAAAAUAAAAUGCAACGAAUAUAUUUGAUAAAUAAUAGGGGGUCCCCCUCGUUCGUGUCGAUCGGUUACUAUACAUUAUAUAGAUGAGAGCUCGGACAGAGAUUAUUAUUAUUUUUAUUUAUCGAUCGAGAUCGACGCGAAAGCGGGGGGUCCUGCAACGUGAGAUGUCACGUUCGAGAUUAUUGAAAGACCCGGAGCGCGUGAAAUUUUCUUCGUUUUAUUUCGUAAGGCAUCAUUAUUAUUUUCUUUUUGUUGUUAUAUUUUUUUUCCAUACCGUCGUAUACGAGGGGAUAUUAUUAUCGGAAUCGAGGAAAAUCAUUCGAAGAUUUUUUCGCGUAUACAUGUGUGUAUUAUACAGAGAGAGACUAUAUGCGAUCGUUUUAACUUUUGUUUCCCCCGCCCGCUCGAUUGCGCAUCGAGCGAAAUUCGGAAAACCAAAAUUAUUGUGUAAUAUUGGUCGCGAGGACGAUAUUAUUACGUAGGAAGAGCGAUGAGAAAAUCUCAGUUAACCUUGUACAAGUUUGUUUCUUAUUUUUUAUGACCAUUAAGAUCUAAGUGUAAUAUAUUAAAAAAAACAAAAAAUCUCGUGUUUAAGUGUGUAAAUGUCUCGCUAGUAAAAAUUCGUAUUUUUUAUCUAAUUUACUCUUAAUUAGUUUUUUUUCAGUCGGAUCGUUGACUGAAGCUCGUGUAUCGUUUCUAUUCGGUUUUACAACAGGAAUAGUUGAUUUGUUUUUAUUUUUUUGUAUUAGCGCUCCGUUGCUCCACUCAAACUGUCGGAGCAAUUAUGCCAACAUGUACUUGUAUAGAUAAAGAGUUUAGAUUAUAAGUGUAUUUUAUAUGUAAAGACUUGUAACUAAUAAUAAUUAUUAAAAGUACAUCUGUUGAAUAAAAUCCAUAAAAGACGUA
Trichogramma pretiosum is the source of this 4212-nucleotide messenger RNA. RefSeq lists its product as uncharacterized. The record is from RefSeq and is a predicted model, not a curated record. The transcript is spliced from 6 exons. NCBI's taxonomy places the organism in Eukaryota, Metazoa, Arthropoda, Insecta, Hymenoptera, Trichogrammatidae. Gene Ontology annotation, molecular function: acyltransferase activity, transferring groups other than amino-acyl groups. The coding region runs from base 644 to 3268 and encodes 874 amino acids.